This is a messenger RNA of Nothobranchius furzeri (turquoise killifish), 2156 nucleotides long. RefSeq names its product 6-phosphofructo-2-kinase/fructose-2,6-bisphosphatase 4. Gene Ontology annotation, molecular function: fructose-2,6-bisphosphate 2-phosphatase activity; 6-phosphofructo-2-kinase activity; ATP binding. Gene Ontology annotation, biological process: fructose 2,6-bisphosphate metabolic process; fructose metabolic process. NCBI's taxonomy places the organism in Eukaryota, Metazoa, Chordata, Actinopteri, Cyprinodontiformes, Nothobranchiidae. The record is from RefSeq and is a predicted model, not a curated record. Gene Ontology annotation, cellular component: cytosol.
GAGGCACGUGACAAUAACGCAGAAAAGAGCGAGCUCAAGUCGAGCUCGAGACCGUCACAGUCUCCAGAGAGCCGCCGCGCGGAUGAAACGCCGGUCACCAUCCGAGCAGCGCCACGGAAAGCUCCCCCGUGUCGGCGCUGCGGCUGCCUCCAGCUCCUCGCAGGACGGAAUGGAGGACAAAUCUCCAAAUCCGCGGGAACUCACCCAAAACCCACUAAAGAAGAUAUGGAUGCCGAAUAAAAAUGGCCUUCCAGAGAAACACAUUUCUCAUCGAAGGGUUUGUAUGACCAACUGUCCGACUCUGAUCGUGACUGUGGGACUUCCCGCCAGAGGAAAAACGUACAUCUCUAAGAAGCUGACCCGCUAUCUUAACUGGAUUGGAGUGCCUACCAGAGAAUUCAACGUGGGACAAUACAGAAGAGAAUUUAUGAAGAUCUACAAGUCCUUUGAGUUUUUCCGUCCAGAUAAUGAGGAGGGGUUAAAGAUCAGAAGGCAGUGUGCUUCAGCAGCGCUGAACGACGUGAGACAGUAUCUCACAGAAGAAGGAGGCCAAGUGGCUGUGUUUGAUGCAACCAACACCACCAGAGAAAGAAGGGGCACCAUUAUUCAGUUUGCGGAACAGAACGGCUUUAAGGUGUUCUUUGUAGAGUCUGUGUGUGAAGACCCAGAAGUUAUACAGGAGAAUAUAGUGCAAGUGAAGCUGGGAAGCCCGGACUACACCAACUGCAACACGGAAGAAGCCGUGGAGGAUUUUAUGAAGAGGAUCAAGUGUUAUGAAAACUCUUAUGAAACGUUAGAUGAGGUUUCAGACAGGGAGCUUUCCUACAUCAAAAUCAUAGAUGUUGGUCAGAGAUAUUUGGUCAACAGGGUGUUGGAUCACAUCCAGAGCCGGAUCGUCUACUACCUCAUGAACAUUCACAUCACUCCACGCUCCAUCUACCUGUGUCGUCAUGGAGAAAGUGAACUGAAUGUCAAGGGUCGGAUUGGGGGGGACUCUGGUCUCACGACGAGAGGCAAAGAGUUUGCUAAGAAGCUCAGUCAGUUCAUUCAGACGCAGAAUAUCCAAGACCUGAAGGUGUGGACGAGUCAGAUGAAGAGGACCAUUCAGACGGCAGAAGCUCUGGAUGUUCCAUAUGAACAGUGGAAAGUCCUUAAUGAGAUCGAUGCUGGUGUGUGUGAGGAGCUGAUGUACGAGGAGAUUCAGGAAAACUACCCCCUGGAGUUUGCCCUGAGGGAUCAGGACAAAUAUCGCUAUCGGUACCCAAAGGGAGAGUCUUACGAGGACCUGGUGCAGCGGUUGGAGCCAGUCAUCAUGGAGCUGGAGAGGCAGGAGAACGUUCUAGUUAUCUGCCACCAGGCUGUCAUGCGCUGCCUACUGGCCUACUUCUUAGACAAGACAGCAGAGGAGCUGCCGUACCUGAAGUGCCCCCUGCACGCCGUGCUGAAGCUGACGCCCGUGGCCUACGGAUGUAAAGUGGAGUCUAUCAGCUUAAACGUGGAAGCGGUCAACACACACAGAGAAAAACCCGAGAACGUAGAAGUGACUCGGAUGUCAGAGGAGGCUCUGAUUACUGUGCCAGCUCAUCAGUGACACAGUUAGCCCUCCCCAUCACCCCCCCCCCCCCCCAUCCAUUACACCUGCAGAACCAUUCACUUUGAGCUCAUCACCUAUUUUUGUCUUUUUGUUGUUUUUCUCUUUCCUCUCAUAUCCCAAGAAGAGCUGGUGGUGGUGAUUAACUGGAAUCCAGUUUCUAAUGUAUUGAUUAUAAUCUAGUCACAGAUGUUCUCUCGUUUUUUGGAGAAUGAAUGAAUGAAUGAAAAUCAAAAGAACAGACGCUCCUCGGCCAGCUGUGAAGCUACGAGGCGCCAGCACCUUUAUCUAUGGAAGCUUCAAUCACAUCUGUGUGUGAAACGGAUUUAAAUGUAUUCAUGUUUUACUGGUUUUAAGCUUUUUGUUUGCUCAAUCGUUCUAAAGCACUUCUCAACAUUUCAGAUCAACUGUUUGGUUUAUUUCUAGGAUUUUUGAUGAUUCUGCACAGAUGCAAAGUUGCUCUUGGCACGCUGUGAAGGCUCGUAUAAUAAACUGAUACCAAUGAUCAGAAAUAAGAGCGGCAUAUUUCUGUCUCCUGGUUCUGAAUAAACUCAGCUCAACCACC